Messenger RNA from Pseudovirgaria hyperparasitica, 822 nucleotides. RefSeq lists its product as uncharacterized. Bases 1 to 822 code for a protein of 273 amino acids. The record is from RefSeq and is a predicted model, not a curated record. The transcript has a single exon. NCBI's taxonomy places the organism in Eukaryota, Fungi, Ascomycota, Dothideomycetes, Acrospermales, Acrospermaceae.
AUGCCCAGCGAGCUGAGGGAGAAGUCGGGUCUGCAUUUCUUGCAGCUGCCGGCCGAGAUCCGUAACAAUAUUUACGAACAUGCACUCGUGUCUUCCGAGCCUGUUCGUGGCGACGUGAAGCCACACCGAAACAAUCUCGCACUCAAGAUUCUCCGUCUGAACUGCCAGAUCUGGUGUGAAGCAAAUGUCAUGCUGUACGCCCGGAACGUCAUCGAUAUCUCGCAUAUAACCAGCUGUGUCGAGUUUGGGAACCUGUUGACAGGCAUGGGCGCUUUUAAUGUCUGUCUCCUCCGCCAUAUCAGGAUCCCGUUUCCAAGGAUCCACCACUAUUCUCGUGCCGCUUUCCAGGAUGAUUAUCGCUGUGCGCUCUCCGGAAGUCCGUUCAUCCACUUCGACCUCUCCAUUCUUGCCAAUCUGGAGACAAUCACAUUCGCUAUCGAGUCGUCAACCCUUGCGAAUAACGAAGUCGACACAUACGAUCUCGUCGAGGUCAUGCGUCCUGAGAUCAUCGAGAUGAAUGAAUCAUUCCGGAGAUCUCCUCGCCUCAGGGAAAUCGUCAUGGAAACCCACCCUGAUCAUGUGAGCGAGGAGUGGCGGCAGGUCUUGGAAGGUUGCGGAUGGGUGAUUAAGGAGGUCUUGUUUCCAUUCGAAGAUUCUCACUCUGAGCUGUCUUCAGACGACUCUUGUACUGAUGGGGAAUCGUCUGAUGAGGGUGAUUCCGCCGACGAAAACGAUCUCCAGCAUGCUAGGUACGAAGACGACAGCGAUCCCCAGCAUGCCAGGAACGACGAUAACGACUGGGUACCUUACGACGCCCUAUGA